GGAAGGAACUGCUUGACCAGACCUUUCAUGAUGCUUCAAUGAUUCAAAGCUUUGAAUCCUUGCCUCGGCUUAGUGUUGAAGUCGUCAUACAAAGAGGGCUCACUUAGCUGAUGAAUUCGCUUAUCACUAUCAGCCACGCUCACCAUCGAGCAGUAGACUAUAAGGAAUUGAUCAAGGUCUUAAAUGAUCAACUAGUGGAUGCCCAAACUAAAGUGGAGACUUUAACUUCCUCGGAAAAGGAUCUCAAAUCUAAGGUGGAGCAGGCAGAGAAAACCGUGGCUGAGCGGAAUGAGUCUCUUAGGGGGCUGGCUGACGAGAACCAAAAGCAAACUCAAAUCAACAAGUCGUUGACUGAUCAGCUAGAGAAAUUGACUCAUGAGAACAAGGAGCUAAAGCGAGAGAAAGAAGCUGAUCUUGCUCGCUACGAGGAAAUUUGCUUCAAUUGCUUUUACCAGGUGUGGAAGCUGAACAAGCCUUUUAACCUCGACUUUCUCACAGAGGAGGCCAAGGCAAAAGAGCUUUCAAAAUGUGAGGCAAAGGCUGCUGAGGAGGCAGCUAAUCCUGCUGGUACCACACCUUUUUCCCCCACGCUAUCAUUCCAACCGGAAGAAGCAACUGAUGCUGAGGAAGGGGUUGAUCAACCUGACCAGGGAGCCUCAUAGCCGACCAGUGAGCCUCCAUCCGACCAGUGAGACUCCAUCCGACCAGCUGACUCCUUAGCAUACUAGUAGACCUUUAUUUUUUAUUUUGCUACUGACUUCACUUUUUUAGACUUAAUCAUUUAAAAGUUUUAUUACAUAG
Messenger RNA from Humulus lupulus (European hop), 801 nucleotides. RefSeq lists its product as uncharacterized. NCBI's taxonomy places the organism in Eukaryota, Viridiplantae, Streptophyta, Magnoliopsida, Rosales, Cannabaceae. The coding region runs from base 111 to 662 and encodes 183 amino acids. The record is from RefSeq and is a predicted model, not a curated record. The transcript is spliced from 2 exons.